AUGGGAUUCACUCGUCCAAUUGUCAAAGUCGCCGCCGUGCAAGCGGCUCCCGUUUCCUUCGACUUGGAGAAAAGCCUGCAGAAGCUGGGCAAGCUGACAGGGGAAGCUGCAGCGGCCGGUGCGGACCUCGUAGUGUUUCCUGAAGCUUUCUUGUCUGCAUACCCCUGGAGAUAUGCCUUUGACACGACCGUUGGCGCACGGGAGCCGAGAGGGCGUCAAUGGUUCGCCAAGUACUUCGACUCGGCCGUUCAAGUGCCCUCGCCCGCUUUCGAAAGGCUCCGCGAGACGGCCAAGGCGAACAACGUCCUGCUGCAAGUCGGAAUCAUUGAGAGAGAAGGCGGCACGCUGUACUGUACGGCCCUGCUUCUCGACCGAGAGGGCAAGAUGGUGUACAAGCAUCGUAAGCUCAUCCCAACGGCCGCAGAACGCCUCGUGUGGGGGAGGGGUUCCGGUGACGGCCUUCGGGUAUCACAGACGGACAUCGGGAAGGUCGGGAGUCUGAUCUGUUGGGAGAAUUACAUGCCAGCCGCCCGCAUGGCGCUGUACCAACAAGGCAUCGAGAUCUAUGUGGCGCCCCACGCGGACGACCUGCCGACGUGGGUGGCGUCGAUGCAGCACAUUGCGAAAGAGGGACGUUGCUUUGUCGUGUCGGUCAACUCGGUGUGCAGGGUCUCGGACUUCCCGUCCGACUACCCGCCGUUCACGGCCGAACACCCCGACCGGCGACCGGACGGAGGCCAGUGGGAGCCGGACGACGUGGUCAACCACGGCGGCUCGUGUAUCGUGGGCCCGCUGGGGACGUUUCUCGCGGAGCCGGUGUGGGAUGAGGAGACGAUCAUCUAUGCCGACCUCAGGAUGGCAGACAUCACGGAAUCAAGGCUCGAUUUCGACCCAGUCGGGAGCUACUCCCGACCCGAUGUCUUUUCAUUAACAGUCAACACCAAGUCCGGCACAAACGUCGCGUUCACCGGCUAG
Molecule: messenger RNA, 975 nt
Organism: Colletotrichum navitas
Lineage: Eukaryota; Fungi; Ascomycota; Sordariomycetes; Glomerellales; Glomerellaceae
Product: carbon-nitrogen hydrolase
Exons: 8
Coding region: 1-975 (324 amino acids)
Molecular function (GO): catalytic activity
Source: RefSeq, a predicted model, not a curated record